AUUUAUCUCCUUGUUUUUUGGUACUGUCUUCAUCUGGCAAACUGUAAACCACUGGCUCCUCAGGCGUCAUGCAAUCCGCGUGACGGUUUAACCGGUAGCGCAAAUUCUGUCACGAUACGCAUUCAACACUUCAAGGGAGCGUCAGUUAACUUCCAACGAGAAAAACCGCUUCUUCUAACAGUCGUACAUCACAAAAUAUCAAACGAUGGACAAAUAUACGUAUUGGCAAAAAACCUCAAGGCAAAGUUCCACGGACGAGAAGUUUGUUUCUCGGCAUUAAAAGAAACCAUUUUGGACGCAAAAGGAGCCGAAGAGACCAAACUGUACUCUUGCGAGCAGGUGUGUCUGGAAGUUGGACAUGUUCGAAAACUGGUAACUAACUCAUCCUCAGGUGGCCGCUUGCAUCCUGGGACGGAUUGCUGUAUAUGGACACGAGAAAGAUAUCUCCAGCUGGCCGCAAUUGAAAAUGGUCCUCGGUGCUUGCAAUGUAAAGGGCGAGGAUGCCUUAAUGAUAAAAUGACAACCAGACAAUGUCCUCCUGGCGAUAGAUGCCUCGCCGUCACUCUCGAAAAAAAGAAUAAUACCGUAGGAGCAAACUCGAGGUAAGUUUUGCAAAAUGGUAUAGCAGGCAAUUUUUUGCAGAUUGUUACAGCAGCGAAUCUUAUCAAAUUUAUUAAACUGCGUAUUAGGACAAUUAACUACUAUGGCAACGAGCCUCUGACAAAGUCAGCUGUUCCUUCCUUAUAAUUACAUGAGGUCUUAUGACUAGGAUGCUUGAAGCAAAACGUAAAAGUGGGCACCACACUAGGCGAUAAUCGGCUUUCGUUACUUUUAUGGGACCGUCGUUCUGUAGGGAGAAACAAAUAAGUGCGGGAGCAAAAUGACGAUUCAGUAAUGCAACGGAAAAAUAAUAUCGUAUGUUCAACCAAAAAGAACGAAAAAUGUCGAAAUACUGGUCAUUUCUGGAUGCAUCUUUUAGCCACGAAUUAUGAAUAUCGCAGUCGGAGCAUUUCUUAGUUGUUAUUUGGAUUUCAGCCAAUUUACCGUAGAUUCAAGUGAGAAUGACACAGAAAAUAACUACGAAGUAUUUUUUUUUCCUCGUUCUACAUUCUACAUUUAGCGUAUACAUUCGUCAUGUUGUCCCGUCAACUGGUAGUUUUGCUCUUUCAUUAAGUUAACUUUUUUCCUCUAAAAAGCGACGGUCUCGUAAAAGUAACCAAAGCCCGGUAAUCGAUCCCUAUGGAGGCACUCCCUUAUGUUGCCUACAAGGGUAUGUCCCGCUGAACAGGGUAUGGCAUAGGUUUAGUGUAUUGAAGAGGGUGUCUUUUGGUGAAGGUUGGCGAUGGGCGGUCUACAAUUGUGAUACCAACUUUUUUAAAGUUCUAUAUCAAACAGGGUCAGAUUUUAAAGCCUCUGCAGCACACCUUAACCCAAAAUGUCCCUUGAAUGCCUCCCCCCCACCCCCACCCCCACCCCACCCCGCAAUGGCGCGCGGAAGAAACGGCAGAGCUGGUGACACAAGUCCGCACCGUAAAAUAAGACGCCUAGCGCUUAAAAUGUGCGUCGAUUAUUUUGGAUGCGCUUUUAUUUUUAAUUGGGAGGAUCCAAGAUUAGUCUCUUGAUCUCAGGUUCUUUUAUUUCGUUCAACCAACAUUGGGGUGAACAGGCAACUAAACAUGACGGCAGCCUCAACCGCCCGCCAAGCCAGGGAAAGCACCGUUGGAAUAAGGUUGAUGGUUCAUAAAUCCUAAACACCCGGAUUUAUGUUCUCUAAUGAAUCCAUUCCUAGUAUGGAUUCUUUUGAAUUAAAAGCUCAGAAGAGGCACAAAAUCCGUUUUUGGACUUUCCCUUGUAAAAAAAAAAACCCUAGUUUUUUCUUCAGCCUUCUUCAGGGGCCUAGAAUAUAGGUAGCUCACAAAUAAUUCUGCUUGUUUUGUCUACAUUUUAGCGUUGUACCAAUAAUGCUUGGCUGUUCAAGUGACAACUCGUUGCGCGGCUACUCAUGCAACGACGGAUGUAGGGAAGUGAAAGUGGCGGGUUCUGGAACAAGGAAAGUUUACGUCCACUGUUGCUCUGGCGACGAAUGCAAUAAGAAACAAGAGACUUGCAAAAACGCAACUGAAACUUUUGAACUCGAAAACAAAGAUACAAUUGGACAAAGAAGUGGCUCGUUUGACGUUGCGUCAAAAAGGAAACUGAUAUUGCUUCCUCUUAUGUUAAGUAUAUGGCUCGUCAGAAGCAUGGAAUCUUAG
Messenger RNA from Porites evermanni, 2252 nucleotides. The record is from the annotation of a GenBank genome assembly. NCBI's taxonomy places the organism in Eukaryota, Metazoa, Cnidaria, Anthozoa, Scleractinia, Poritidae.